AUGUCUUAUUGGCCAUCGACGCCACAGUUGGGAUCGCAAAGCCCAGCUUAUGACUCUACUGUGGCGUCCUAUUCUACUGUGGCGUCCUACUAUCUCCGCAAGCAAUGGUACCAAGAUACAGCAAUUGACCUUCCUCCUGAGUGUUGGAUGGUAUCAAACAUUACUGGAAGGACACAAGAUGAGGUUUUUCAUGAUUUUAACAUAUCAUGCGGUCUCCCCGCUCGUCGCAGGAUGCAAAUACCCCCUACACCUUCCCUAACAUUCGACGGCACACACACUCCUCCUUCUUCCGCUGGUGACAUGCUACCAAUUCACUUCCCCGGUGCCCCCCAGCUUCAUUCACCAGACUGGCCCCCCAACUCCAAACUUGACGGCCAGUGGGCGCUAAAUCAUAUGGACGCCACAGUAGAGAUCACGUGCUCAGAGACAGCUGAUCUGGUCCCCCGCAGGGAUGUCAAUCUUGGAGCGUACGCGAACUUCCACGAUCCACAAAUGGCGUCUCCGUCGGCUCAAGUGUCAAUGCGGUCACCUGGCGUCGGGGGGUGGUUGAUUUCGAGUCAUUUGCCUCAUGCAUGGACUCAAAGCACCCCAAGCGAGCUGGAAUUGGCCUUGACGCAAAGCAGUUCCACCAAGAGUUCGACGCCUAUAAUUGCCUCGGCGAAUAGGCAUACCCCUGCUAUACAGCCAUUUAGCUCGGAGGUUCCCUCUCUCCUCUUCGCAACCGAAAGUUCAUUUGGUCCAAUUCCUUCAUCCCCACUAGCGGACGCUGGGUCUUGCCAAUCGUCUGAAAUGUAUUUCCAGCCGACAAAGAAGAGCGCCGUGACUGGAAUGCAGAGCGAGCCGUCGAUCGAAGCUCCUUUGGAUAGCCUCCUCAACCCCCGAUCUAUCGAGUUCCAACUCGACUUUCCGCCCGCUGCCCCGAACUCCAAAGCCAGAGGCAGGAAGUCGAGCAAAAAAGACAGCAAGCCCGGCAAGCAUGUCUGCACCAUUUGCGAUACCUCCUACUCUCGCAACUUCGACCUACUCCGCCAUCAGAAAAGCAAGCACGCGGCGUUUACCCCGGAGCAGAAAGAGUUGCUUUCGUGCCCAAAUUGCGGUAUCUUCAGCACACGGCUCGACGCGAUGUGGACGCAUUGCCGGCGCAUUCCCUCGUCGUGCAACCUGGUGCGAAGGAAUAAUCGCCAACCUCUGCCCCCGAAACGGUCCAAAGAGGAGUACGAGGUACUCAUGCAAGCGGCACUAAACAGAACCCAGAAGGACAUCGAUAGUUACUUUCAGGGCGUACCACUUCCUGGCCAGUGA
Molecule: messenger RNA, 1302 nt
Organism: Cyclocybe aegerita
Lineage: Eukaryota; Fungi; Basidiomycota; Agaricomycetes; Agaricales; Hemipholiotaceae
Source: the annotation of a GenBank genome assembly